Ostertagia ostertagi is the source of this 1125-nucleotide messenger RNA. Lineage: Eukaryota; Metazoa; Nematoda; Chromadorea; Rhabditida; Trichostrongylidae. The record is from the annotation of a GenBank genome assembly.
UCAGGUGCACUGCCAAAGCGGCCGUAUGUACCACAAGCAACUCUUACACGCGGUCAAAAAGUCAAGCGAUGGUUCCGGAAGUACUUUUUGGAGGGCCAACAUUUGGAAGAAGAAGCUGCGGCUGAGUUACAACAUUUGCCGGAAAAUCCCACAUGGGAGGAUUUGAUCUUCAUAAAGUACAGGAAAUUCGUCGCGAUGCUCAUUCCGUUCGUCCUCAUGCAGACUGUCUGGUGGAUGGUCGCCAUCCGACACAACUUCUUCCAAUGGUAUCCAGACUAUUGGCACAUGCCAGUGACAAUGAUUCUGGGGAUCGUUUGGAUGACAUCAGAGGGAAGUGGUGCGGUAGCUUUUCCCGUCAUGACAUUGGCACUUCAUAUUGCACCAUCGAUAGCCAGAGAUUUCUCGCUUAUGAUCCAGUCAUGCGGUAUGACAUCAGCGCUUAUGUGUGUGAUGUUCAUGAAGGUAAAGAUCGAAAAUCGUGCUAUCGAUCCACUUUUCAAUGGGCCACAAAAGAAGAUGAUGUUCGUGGCUAUCUGGACGGCGUUCGCUAUCGCACUUGGAAUUCUGAACUCCCAAAAGAGACGAAAGACCUACAAAGAAAUCCCCGACUUCUUGCACAUGGAAGGCCAUAGUGCUGUUCAUCACCGGAUUCGAGUUUUCGACGCCUUCGCCGGUUCGGGUGUGGAUAUUUGCAUUUUCUCUAUUAUAACGCUGUUAUUCCGUGUCACCGAAAAGACGGCGACGCCUACAACUGUUGUUUUGAAAGGUAUAAACGCUGUUAUUGGCUUCUUCUACCGUGCCGCUAUGAUGGGUGAUAUCUCAGCGAUGGCAUGGACCUAUUUUUCACUUUCUGUGCCGGUCUCGUCACUAACGGGACCAUUGGGCAGUUUUCUGGGGUCUCAUCUCCACAGACAGGUGAUCGCUGGCUUUGUGUACAUUUUGGAAAUCAUCGCUCUGAUCGGUUUUCUAUGCACGAAACCUGCAUGGCAAUUGAUUGCAGUGGGAGGAUGCAUAAUCUUUGGCGGUUUCGUGUUCUUUACGUUCAUCUCGAAAGCCGGUGAAAAUAUUAUGAAGACCGUCGAAGAGAAAAAGUUGAAGGAAAUACGGCAGUCCGGAGAUGUCUGA